CUGCUCCUGUAGGAGGGCCUUGUGCAUCUGACCAUCCUCCUCCACAAGGAGGUUCUCCCACAACGAGGAAAAGUGAGCAGGAUCCCUCAGCGGAGCGAGGAGCUGCAGAGACGAGCGCCUUGGGGUUGUUUUUUUUUUUUGGUAUUAAUUAAUUAAUGAAUCAAUUAAAUCCGCUGAUUCUCAGCGCCGCUCUGCUUUGAGUUCGGGGAGCGUUUGAAGGAGUUCGCACCGCGCCGUCUUUGCGCAGCUGCAGCGGGACAGGGCUUUUACUGCUGCCUCAGCCAAAUGUGGACUGACUUAACAUCGCCGGCGCGCACCGUCUGACCCAGGCCCGCCUUUCUGGACUGUAUGGACCCAGAGUGACCAGAAAAAGGAGGCAAAAAAGUGAGGCGUGACGUCACUUUUAUUAUUGAGCCCCCCUUCUCCUCCUCCUCCCACCCCCACGUCAUCCACCGAUAUCGAUCCGUAUCGAUCCGAAAAGUGUGCUCCAAGUGGAGGAGGGCGAGUAAGCCGGGGGGGUUAACAGGUCAGAUAAAGAGAUGGGGCAUCCCCCGCUGGAGUUCAGCGACUGCUACUCGGACAGUCCGGAUUUCAGAGAGAGGCUCAAAUGCUACGAAUCGGAGCUGGAGAGGACGAGCAAGUUCCUCAAGGACGUCAUCAAGGAUGGGAACAACGUCAUAGGCGCCAUACGAGGCUACUCCGUGGCGGUGCAGAAGUUCUCUCAGACCCUGCAGACCUUCCAGUUCGACUUCAUUGGUGACACAUUGACUGAUGAUGAGAUGAACAUCGCCGAGUCGUUCCGUGAGUUUGCUGGGCUGCUACAGGAAGUGGAGGAGAACAGGAUGAUGCUGGUACAGAAUGCGUGUGAUUUGCUCAUCAAGCCUCUGGAGAAGUUCAGGAAAGAUCAGAUUGGUGUUACAAAAGAGCGGCGUAAGAAGUUCGAGAAGGAGAGCGAGAAGUAUUACUCUCAACUGGACAAACACCUCAACCUGUCAUCCAAAAAGAAGGAGAGUCAAUUACAGGAGGCGGACGAUCUGCUGGAUAAAGAGCGUCAGACGUUCUGCGAGUCGUCUCUCGAGUACGUCUAUCAGAUCCAGCAGGUGGAGGACAGGAAGAAGUUCGAUAUCGUUGAGCCUGUGCUGGCGUUCCUGCAGAGUAUUCUGACUCUGAAUAAUCUCACAGUGGAGAUGACUCAGGACUUUCUGCCUUAUAAACAGGAGCUGCAGUUGAGCCUCCAAAACACACGCAACCACUUCGAGAGCACGCGGGAAGAAAUGGAGGAACUGAUGAAGAGGAUGAAACUACCCAACCCCAUCUUCAUCAGACACGGCCAGCAGCCGACCAUUGAGGGCUACCUGUACGUCCAGGAGAAAUGGGCGUUGGGAAUGACCUGGGUGAAGUACUACUGUAAGUAUAUGAAGGACUCUAAGCUGCUGCUGUUGCUGCCCACAGAACAGAAACCUGCAACCAAACAGAUUCCUGUAGAACUCACUCUGAAGUCGUGUAUUCGGCGUAAAAGCGAGUCCAUUGAUAAACGCUUUUGCUUUGACAUCGAGACACAGGAGAGGUCCACAUUCACUGUGCAGUCCAUCUCUGAGGUCAACAGGAAGCAGUGGAUGGAAGCCAUGGAUGGAAAAGAGCCAAUUUACCACUCCCCCAUUCACAAACAAGCUGAAAUGGAACUAAACGAAACUGGCUUCAAGUUUGUCAGAAGAUGCAUCAACGUGAUCGAGACCAAAGGGCUGAGUCAGGAAGGAGUGUAUAGGACAGUCGGCAGCAACAUCCAAGUCCAGAAACUGCUGAAUGCCUUUUUUGACCCCAAGUGUCCAGGUGAUGUGGAUUUGAACAGCAGUGAAUGGGACAUUAAAACCAUCACUAGUGCCAUGAAGUUCUACCUGCGGAGCCUGAGUGAACCCCUCAUGACCUACACUCUGCACCGGGAGCUCAUCAGCGCAGCAAAGUCCGAGAACCUGGAUUACCGUUUGGGGGCGGUUCACUCGCUGGUUUACAAGCUGCCAGAGCAGAACCGAGAGAUGCUGGAGCUUCUGGUCAAACACCUGGUCAGCGUUUGCAGCCACAGCUGUGCCAACCUGAUGACGGCGUCCAACAUGGGGGUCAUCUUCGGCCCAACGCUGAUGAGGGCGGAGGAGGAGACGGUGGCGGCCAUGCUGGACAUAAAGUUCCAGAACAUUGUCGUGGAGAUCCUAAUCGAGGACUACAAGAAGAUUUUCAGUGGCCCUCCAGAGGAAAGCUUAGUGCCGCCGCUCCCGCCCCCCAGGGCGGCGCCAAGGAGACGUCAGCCGAUCACGAUCUCCAAACGUCCGCCCAGGCAUUACUCCGGCCUCCAGCCGCCGGCCUUUGAGAGCCGAGAGCAAAACGGCGCCGCUCAUAACGGUCCAGAUUCCGGGGCUGACCCUACGAGUCCAGUCCCUCACCAAAGGACCAAACUGGCUCCUCCCUCUGUGGCCCCACCUUCCAUUCCUCCAUCCUCUCCUCCGGCGCUCCCUCGCUCCUCCCCUCCGUCCCGCGCCCCUCCGCAGCGUGUCUCUCUCUUGCCCAAGCCUGAGCUCUCCAGGCUGGCUCCGAGGACACAAGAUGGAGGUCAAAGGUCAGAUUCUGCGGUGUCGGCCAACGGGGAGACGGGAGUGACGGUGGGCCGCACUCAGUCUUUCCAGGGCAGGAAACCACCGCCGAGGGUCACCGCGGCGACCAAAGACGCCGAGAGCGACUGUUUGAAAGGUCGCCCUUUCGUGGAGAAGAGUUCCAUCUGCCGGCCCCCCACACGGCCCCCAGACCCACCCACACGCUGCCCAGCCAAUCAGAAAGCCCCGAGCGAUGACACGCCCCCAUCAUAUGUCGCUUCCAAGACCAAGUUCUUCGAGAAUGCUUCCCGACAGGCCGGAAGCCCCUCCGUCACUCCAGCUGGGAACGAACUUCCGAGAUGAGGUUCUAAAUGGGAAAACUCAGAAGCUACAUCUUUAUCAUCUUCAUCAUCUUCAUCAUCGUCAUUCUUUCUGCUACAGCUAACCCCUGAACAUGGGAGCGAUCGAUGCUUUUACCUGGUCGUGACCCCUUUUUGUUUCUUCUUUUAUGAGUCUACAAAUGUAUUUUGCUCUCAUGUGGGAUCGAUGAAGUAACUACCUGGACCAGAACUCCAGAAGGAAAACACGGACCACCUACUACAAUUGUGUUUCUAAUUACAGGCACCUUUCAAACCGCCCCAAAACCUCAUGCACACGCGUUGAACCAGUUUGGUUUGGCGUGACUAAACGCUGUAGUUUGUGUUUGAUGAAUGGGUUCCACUACCAAAAGAUGCUCUUACUCGCUUUGCUAUCGAGAACAAAGAUGAGAUGCGAAUGGAAAGUUUGAAUCGGUUUCAGUUUAAAACACUUUACCUUCCAUAAACCCGCUGACCUACUUCUGCACGGUUUCCUACAGGAACUGAACUACACGAGUGUCUCCACUACAGCUUCUGACUCAGGCUUUUACGACGCCUGGCUCGUCAAGGCCUCGCACAGCACACAUGCAUUACAUUUGUACUUGAGUAGACGCUACAGGGGCCCCAAACGUAUUUAACCGAUGAUGAACCUAAAUGACGAAACGUAAUUUGGGCGACCCUUUUUUUCUUUUUUUUUACAGUCUCUAAAGUUCUAGGUAUUGGCAUGAUGGGAACUGGUCAAGCAGUCUAAGUAAAUCACACUGAAAUGUCCCACAGGUUCCAGUAGUAGUGGAUGAUACACUGCUUGACCGUUUUUAUACUGAUACGCAGAGAAAUGCAGAUAACACGACAUACAAGCUGCAACCUGAGGUCAGUCAGUCCAGUUUAUUAUCAGAAAAGCAACAUCAGAUUAGCCCUACAGCAGUUUAGCCCCACCCUUUCAAUCUAGAGCAUUUUAGCCCCACCCAUUCUGCGUACAUCAGUUUAGUCCUAUCCAUUCAGUGUACAGCAGUUUAGCCCCACUCAUUUAACCUAUAUGAAUGGGCAGGGCUAAACUGCUAUAGGCCGGAUGAGUGAGGCUAUUCUGCUGUUCUGAAUCAGAAUUCAUGAACUGGAAGUUGUGGGAAAAUUAUUAAAUGUUGUGCUUUCCCACAUUCAAAAAGAGCAGCUGAAGUAAAUUUUCCUCCUACGGCUCUGGGAUAAUCCAGUUUAUUGUCAGAGGAGCGACAGCAGAUUAUUAAGUUAAUGGGGAAAAGCGAAUGGAAGGAAAAGCCAGUCUCUUGGGGUAAGCCGUUAUACAUUAGCCUAGCAUGGAAAGCCUGUGUGCACCGCCUGUGGUGCUCCUCGCUUAGCCAGCUGCUUCAGCUGACCCCGUGGUCUUGGCCUACAAGUGGAGAGGAUCCGGAGCUUCUCAGCUAAAACUAAUAGUAUGAAUAAUAUUUCCUAAAUUCCAGCAUGGAUUAAAGCUCGAGUGUCAGAGAUACACACCAACGACUUUGGCGUAAAGCAGCACUCAGUAGCGUUUAGAGACGUGACCAUGGGCUUUUCCGUAAACUUGCCAUUAUCUUGUUAGGGUCAGCAAGCAAUACCGACUUCUGUCUAUAUAUCGUUCUUUUCUGUUUUUUACUAUUUUGUCCAAUAAAAACAAUUCAGGCCACAAAAAACGUUUAGUUACGCCUUCCAAAGUGAUUGUAUUUGAAACAAAAAAUUACAUAAAUACGUGGUAAUCCUAAUUAUACCACGACACCACUGUACUGUGUAAUUGUUUUGGGUAGUUAUAGGACAUAAAAACUGUAGAUGGUACGUAACUGUGUAUUAACUAUAAACAAUACUGUGUGCUGUAAGAGAAAUCGCUGGAUUCUUCCUGUUUAUAUUUACUUUGUGUCCCCAUUUUGUGCCGUGUAACUUCACUUUCCUCCCAAGACUUUACAGUGAAAUGAAUUUAGGUUUGUAUUUAAAACCUAGUCCAAUAAUUAGGAGACUUUUUACUGAUUUAUGAGCUUAAUAAUUAAAACCUGUUGGGCAUUUCAGUGUAAUUUAGUUAAAUUGCCUGGGAACCUACCAUUUUACCCAAAAAUAAUGAUGGAGUUUGUACUUCACACUUACCUAGUUAAUACCUUAAUACCUGCAGCCAAAGGGUCUAUAAAAGAAACCAUUACCGGUGUUUGUUUGUGGGGAAAAAAGCGCUUUUAGCACAACAUCAGGCUGACGGUGGAGAAGAGCUCCAAUCACUGCGCUAAGGGUUCUGUAGAGCACACAGUCUGGAGCUGUUUUCCUUGCAAAGCUGUCGCUGAGCUUGAGUUCACUGUUCGCUGACGCCUGCAGACGACUGCAAAGAACCUGGUCAAAUGAGAACGAUCAGCCGCCUUCUGAAAGAAUUCUUCCAAAUUAGAAAAUGAGGGUCUUGGACAGGAAAUGGGAGUCUGUUUAUAUUGGAUUACACUUGUUUCCCAACACAAUGAACCUAAUACGUUUUUACGCAUGGCACAAAUGUCCGAAAACUUUUGGGGCCCACUGUAUAUAACUUGAUGUAUCCAUGCUCUCACGUUCUUUCAUGGCAACUGUCGCUAGGCUGAUUUUGUAAAACAAUACAGUGAGGUUAUGUAUAUCUGUGGUCACACGGUUAUGAUUGACAGGUGGAGUUUUUUUGGAGCUGUUAGCAUGGUAGCUACUUUAUUGCCAUUUCCUGCUUAGUUUCGAUUAGAUUCAACUUGUAGUGUAGCAUUUAAACUGGAAACUCCAUGAGACGCUAAACAGAAAUCACUACAGUUUCUCAUUAGACUGAAUGAAUAACCGGCUCUAAAUGUAGAUAUUGUGAUAUAAAUGUAGAUAUUGUGAUAUAAACUCUCAGUUCUAUAAACCUCACAAAAGAAACAGUAGCUAUGAAAGAACGCACAGCGUGGUUUGAGCGUUUAUUUACUGACACAGCACUUUUUUUGGACUGUUUUGAGCAUUAAAAACAUCACUAUUCAUGUUCUCGUAAAUAGUGGUGGGCGAUGUGAUGCUAUAUUAACAUUACAUAAAAAAUAUGUUAUGAUAUGGUUAUGAUAUGGUUUUCUGAGUGCAUCACAGGUACUAUCAGUAUUUCUACAGCACGGUCUCAUCGCAUGCUACAUAAAAAUAUAUAGAUUUCCAUACAUUGUAUAGCCUGUCUACAAACCUUAAACUAUGUAGCAACAAGAAGCUGAUUGGAUAUUAGCCUAAUACAUUAAUAUCUUUCUAAUUACAGUCAUUUAUUUUUUACCAUUUGCGUGAUUUUGUCCUCCUGUGUCAAUAACCAGUCAUUUUGAUAGUUGCUAAUAUCGUCCAAAAGAAUUUCAAAGCUAAAAAAAAAACCUAUAUGAUCUAAUUAAAUAUUAAAUGUACAAAAACCUUCGUGUUUUUUUUUAUGUCCAAAAUCCUUUCUAUUCAGAGAUGUCAAAC
This is a messenger RNA of Pygocentrus nattereri (red-bellied piranha), 6361 nucleotides long. RefSeq names its product oligophrenin 1 (gene ophn1). The coding region runs from base 540 to 2945 and encodes 801 amino acids. Gene Ontology annotation, molecular function: protein binding; GTPase activator activity. Gene Ontology annotation, cellular component: cytoplasm. The transcript is spliced from 24 exons. The record is from RefSeq and is a predicted model, not a curated record. Lineage: Eukaryota; Metazoa; Chordata; Actinopteri; Characiformes; Serrasalmidae. Gene Ontology annotation, biological process: signal transduction.